Messenger RNA from Cryptosporidium muris RN66, 1248 nucleotides. RefSeq names its product ethanolamine-phosphate cytidylyltransferase protein, putative. The record is from RefSeq and is a predicted model, not a curated record. Bases 1 to 1248 code for a protein of 415 amino acids. Gene Ontology annotation, biological process: phosphatidylethanolamine biosynthetic process. Gene Ontology annotation, molecular function: ethanolamine-phosphate cytidylyltransferase activity. Lineage: Eukaryota; Apicomplexa; Conoidasida; Eucoccidiorida; Cryptosporidiidae. Gene Ontology annotation, cellular component: cytoplasm. The transcript has a single exon.
AUGGAAUCUUUUACUAAUAAUAAGCUAUGUGGGAGUAUAUAUAUAGAUGGCGUGUUUGAUUUGAUGCAUGCUGGGCACUUUAAUGCAGUAAGACAGGCCAGAUUACUAGGAGACUCUUUAACAGUUGGAAUAAAUUCAGACUCAGAAUGUUAUAUGGCUAAAGGCUGCUACCCUAUUUAUAGUCAAGAAGAGAGAGGAGAAUUAAUGCGAGGAUGUAAAUGGGUAGAUAAUGUAGUUAUUGGUACACCAUAUUCUGUUAGUACACAAUUAUUAGAUGAGUUGAAAUGUGAUUAUGCAGCUCAUGGAGAUGAUCCAGUAUGUUGUUCAGAUGGCUCAGAUCCAUAUUUAAGUCCAAGACUAGCUGGAAGGCUAAGGAUAUUCAAAAGAACUGAGGGUGUAAGUACUACCGCAGUGAUAACUCGUUUAUUACGUGCCUUAAAAAUAAAUUUGAGCAGCUAUAAAGAAGGCUGUAGUAAUAAUUUACCCAAUAAAAGAGGAAUAUGGGACUUAGAUAAAAUUGUAGAUGGCUGCUACUCACCUUGUCAAAGUUUAAUUUCUACCGGUAGAAUGUUAAAAUUUAUUAUAGAUACUCGGGAAGAUGAGAAUAAUAGAAAGAAUUUUACUGAUAAUUGUUUAGCUCUUUCUAGAUCAUCAUCACCAAAGAAGGUUUGCAAUGAAGUUAUAUAUGUUGAUGGGAGCUUUGAUAUAUUACAUGUUGGACAUCUUAGAUUAUUAGAAGAAGCAAAGAAAAGUGGAGGAACUUUAAUUGUUGGUAUUUAUGAUGACUCAACUGUUCGUAAUAUAUUUGGCCCAAAUUUUCCCAUUUUAAAGAUGAUGGAAAGAGCCUUGACAGUACUCUCACUUAGAGCAGUGGAUGAUGUUAUUUUUGGAGCCCCACUUUGUAUUAGUCAAACUCUUAUUGAUGCAUUUGGGAUUACAAAAGUCAUUUCAACUAAAUGUGUAGAAAAUUACAUACAGGAGGGCCAUAAUAUAUCGUUCUUUGGAGAUAUUGGAUCUUCGUGCGUUGAAGUUUUAGACUUGGACUUAGAAGAUUUAUGUUAUUCAGUUCCUAUCAGAAACGGUAUUUUUUGUAGAGAUUUAUUAGACUCAUCAAAAUUAUGUACAAAUAAAGAUAUUUUUAAUAGAGUACUAACUAAUCACAAAUUACUCUUGAACAAUAUCGGCACUAAAUGGAUGAAAGAAAUUAAUUUUUACAAGAAUGAUUUCCCUGAUGGACAGACAAACUGA